CCGAGUCUGGCGGAAAGCACACGGUUGUUUUGGUGUCCGCUCGCCCAGAAGCGUCUCCUGUCAGACUUUAAACGUUAAAGGACAGUCUCCCGGAGCACCUCCAACCCGAACUAUGCUGUGUCCCAGCCCAUGAGACCGACGGUGUUCCGACUGAAAGACACACAUUUUGUUAAUUUGUCCAUUUACCGGUUGUUAGCCGUUAGCUUCGCGGGCUAAAAUCUGCCAACAAGUUGGGAUCAACAACAACAACAACAACAACAACAACAACAACAACAUCAUCAUCAUGGACUGCACGGCGCUGGAGCUCGAUGCUGUUAAAUUUGCCCAAACAGCCGUCAGCUAUGACCAGAAGGGCAAAUACAACGAGGCCGUGUUUUAUUAUAAGGAGGCAGCUCAGGCCCUGAUAUACGCUGGCAUGGCAGGGUCCAAACUGGAGGGGAUCCAGGACAAAGUGAAUGAGUACUUGGAUCGGGUCCAAGCCCUCCACAAUGCCGGCCAGGCACAGAAGAUUGACCCGCUGAAGUCCCGGGAGCAGGUGGACCUGGAGCGUGCCCACUUCCUGGUCACCCAGGCCUUCGAAGAGGACGAGAAGGGGAAUGACGAUGAAGCCAUUGAACUAUAUACUCAAGCUGUGGAGCUCUGCAUUAACACGUCUAACGAGACGUCGGACCAGGCGCUGCAGACCAAGCUGAAGCAGCUAGCACGUCAGGCUUUAGAAAGGGCGGAGGGUCUGAAAGAGUCCCAGGCCAAAUCAACUCCAGCUCAGUCUCAGGACAGGACGGGGCCUUCUGGAAACAAACCCAGCAAUGCAGGCAACUCUGGGGGACCGGUCCGCCAGUAUUUCCCCCUCGGCCCAGACUUCAGCCUCCACGACCGACCACAACCCCAGCCGGUCCGGGCGGUCCAGUCCAGCGAGCCCCAGGGUCAGCGCUACACGUCUGAGGAGAUCGAGGUGCUCAGGAGUACAUCUACAAUCAACGGCAUAGCCUAUGUGCCCUUCAUGAGUGUGGACCUGAGGGAGAGAUUCGCCUUCCCUGUCCCUUUCUCGGACAAAACAGGCAAACUGGCACUGUCGCCCAAACAGAAAGCCAUCUUCUCCCGCUGGGUCCGACCGGACGAGAUCUGCAAUAACCCCACCAUGAUCAUGUCUGUGUCCAGUUUCAGCAUCAAACAGACGGUGGUGUCUGACUGUUCGUUUGUGGCGUCGCUAGCCAUCAGUGCGGCCUACGAGAGGCGCUACAACAAGAAACUCAUUACCAGCGUCAUCUUCCCUCAGAACAGACGAGGGGAACCAGAGUAUAACCCCUGUGGGAAGUACAUGGUCAAGCUUCACAUCAACGGAGUUCCCAGGAAGGUGAUUAUAGACGACUACCUGCCGGUGGAUCGUAACGGAGAGCUGCUGUGCUCCUACUCCAGCAACAGGAACGAGCUCUGGGUCUCUCUCAUAGAGAAGGCCUACAUGAAGGUGAUGGGAGGCUACGACUUCCCUGGCUCCAACUCGAACAUCGAUCUGCACGCCCUCACCGGCUGGAUCCCCGAACGCAUCGCCAUGCACUCAGACAAUCAGUCAUUCAGCAAGGACGACACUUUCCGAAUGCUCUUCCAGAGGUUUCACAGGGGUGAUGUCCUCAUCACCACGGCAACAGGGGUGAUGACAGAAGAAGAAGGGGAGAAAUGGGGUUUAGUGCCAACACACGCCUACGCUGUGCUUGACAUCAGGGAUUACAAGGGAAUGCGUUUCCUGCAGCUGAAGAAUCCGUGGAGUCACCUGCGGUGGAAGGGCCGCUACAGCGAGCGCGACGAGAAGAACUGGACACCAGAACUCCUCAAAUACCUCAACUUUGAACCCAAGACAGCACAGAAGUUUGACAACGGAGUUUUCUGGAUCGCAUGGGAGGACCUUUGUCAGUACUAUGAUGUCAUCUACCUGAGCUGGAACCCCGCCCUGUUCAAAGACUCCUCCUGUAUUCACAGUAGCUGGGAUGGGAAGCAGGGUCCGGUGAAGGACGUCUACAGUCUGGCCAACAAUCCCCAGUACAAGCUGGAGGUCCAGUGUCCAGCAGGGGGAGCUGCUGUGUGGGUGCUGCUCACCAGACACAUCACUGACAAGGAUGAUUUUGCACAAAACAGAGAGUUUAUCACCCUUGUUGUUUACAAGACGGAUGGGAAGAAGGUUUACUACCCAGCGGACCCCCCUCCUUACAUCGACGGCAUCCGUAUCAACAGCCCACACUACCUGACCAAGAUGAGGCUGACCAGCGCAGGCACGCACACCUUCACACUGGUGGUGUCCCAGUAUGAGAAACAGAACACCAUCAACUACACGCUGCGGGUAUACUCCGGAUGCAAAUUCACCUUCUCCAAGAUCCCAAAUCCUUUCACUCAAACCAAACGGAUCAACGGUCAGUGGAAGGGGCCCAGCGCUGGAGGUUGUGGGAACUAUAAGGAUUCUUACAAACACAACCCCAUCUAUCAGAUCAACCUGGAGCGGUCGGGACCACUGCUCGUCGAGCUCCGAGGAUCCAGGCAGUAUAGUGUUGGUUUUGAAAUGGUGACGGUGUCGAUGGUGGGGGAUCCAGGCGCGGCUGCCUUCCAGAAAAAGACCAGUGGAGAUUACAGAUGUGGCUUCUGCUACAUGGAGGUGGACCACGUCCCGGCAGGCAUCUACAACGUCAUCCCCACCACCUUCUUACCCAAACAGGAAGGACCCUUCUUCUUGGACUUUGCCAGCACCUCGUCCCUCAAGGUCUCCCAGCUCCAGUGAAGAUGGAGCUGUAGAGAGGAGGGGGCAGGGAGUGGCAGAGAGGUACUGUAAAUGGACAGAUUGCGGGCGUGAACUUCAAUGUUGCCACACAAUUAUGGUGAAGGAAUAAAUGAGUGAUAAGGAAUCAUCAAGAGGAACUUCAAUGGAAUGAAACCCAUCAACUGUCAAGGGAUUUUGGGACAAAAUUUUCACAAAAAACAAAGACAAAGUAAUAGUGAUGAGAGCAGCGUCAGAGACCUGUUCUACCUCCUUUUGCCAUAAUAAGAUAGAUAGAGUAUCAAUGGCGCUCACAACCACCAGAUGGAGUAAUCAUCAUCAACAUUGUUAAAUCUGAUGGAUCUCAUGAGAUGACAGUAACCAUACGACCGCAUCCUGGACUCGAUGGACAGAUGUAACAGGGUUGAAAUGAACACCAGCCAAGAGCUGCAAAAUGUCAAGGCUGCCUGAAGCCGAGAAUUCUUCUCAGGUUCUGUUUAGCUGCACUGAGCACCUCAAAAGUCCAAGAAAAUGCAAAUGUUACAGCAAGUUACUUCCUCAGAUAACUAGAAGUACGACACUCCUGUCCACAUACUUUGGACUGGAUUUUGGCCCUUUGCUGUUGGAACCAUAAACUGCAUGUAAUUUAAAUGCAUUGGUUUCUGAAGAGCCGUUGUAAAGCCCAUUGGUGGUUGCCCCUCUGGCUGCAACCAUC
Messenger RNA from Morone saxatilis (striped sea-bass), 3455 nucleotides. It is a transcript of the gene capn7, whose product is annotated as calpain 7. The coding region runs from base 284 to 2764 and encodes 826 amino acids. Gene Ontology annotation, molecular function: calcium-dependent cysteine-type endopeptidase activity. Lineage: Eukaryota; Metazoa; Chordata; Actinopteri; Moronidae. The record is from RefSeq and is a predicted model, not a curated record. The transcript is spliced from 21 exons. Gene Ontology annotation, biological process: proteolysis.